Molecule: messenger RNA, 1781 nt
Organism: Mesoplodon densirostris (Blainville's beaked whale)
Lineage: Eukaryota; Metazoa; Chordata; Mammalia; Artiodactyla; Ziphiidae
Gene: SRSF5
Product: serine and arginine rich splicing factor 5
Exons: 8
Coding region: 413-1237 (274 amino acids)
Cellular component (GO): cytoplasm; ribonucleoprotein complex; nucleus
Molecular function (GO): mRNA binding
Source: RefSeq, a predicted model, not a curated record
GCUCCGAGGCCGCCAUUUUGUGACUGUUCCGCGGCCGCCCGCCGUCGUCUGCGCAGGCGAGGCGGUGGCGUCACGAGAUUCCGGCUUCCACCCGCUGUGACUCUCCUGGGAGGCGGCGACGCGCGCGCGGCCCGUCGCCAUUGGGCUGGCCUUGCGGAGGGGGGGUCGGCUCCGCCCGCACUUCUCGGCCUUUCCUGACUGCGGCAGACGGGAGGGGGCCAGAAGAGCCGGGGAGAGAGUGCGGCUGCGCAGUUCCUGAGGCGGCAGUGGGCGUUGCGGUUGCUGCGGUCUGGGCCCAGGGAAGGAUCGUGUUGGGAGCCGAGUUUUAAUUUUGUCUGCAAGGGACCUGGCCUAGUUAAGAGGCACUCUUGGCAGUCUUGUUUAUAACAUCACCGGGAAGUAGUAGCCGGACAUGAGUGGCUGUCGAGUAUUCAUCGGGAGGCUAAAUCCAGCGGCCCGGGAGAAGGACGUGGAAAGAUUCUUCAAGGGGUAUGGACGAAUACGAGAUAUUGAUCUGAAAAGAGGCUUUGGUUUUGUGGAAUUUGAGGAUCCCAGGGAUGCAGAUGAUGCCGUAUAUGAACUUGAUGGAAAAGAACUCUGCAGUGAAAGGGUUACAAUUGAACAUGCCAGGGCUCGAUCUCGAGGCGGAAGAGGUAGAGGACGCUACUCAGACCGUUUUAGUAGUCGCAGACCUCGAAAUGAUAGACGAAAUGCUCCACCUGUAAGAACAGAAAAUCGGCUUAUAGUUGAGAAUUUAUCUUCAAGAGUCAGCUGGCAGGAUCUCAAAGAUUUCAUGAGACAAGCUGGGGAAGUAACCUUUGCGGACGCACAUCGACCUAAAUUAAAUGAAGGGGUAGUUGAGUUUGCCUCUUAUGGUGACUUAAAGAAUGCUAUUGAAAAACUUUCUGGAAAAGAAAUAAAUGGGAGAAAAAUCAAAUUAAUUGAAGGCAGCAAAAGGCACAGUAGGUCACGAAGCAGGUCUCGUUCCCGGACCAGGAGUUCCUCGAGGUCUCGUAGCCGUUCUCGGUCCCGGAGUCGCAAGUCUUACAGCCGGUCCAGGAGCCGGAGCCGGAGCCGGAGCAAAUCCCGUUCUGUUAGUAGGUCUCCUGUGCCUGAGAAGAGCCAGAAACGUGGUUCUUCAAGUAGAUCUAAGUCUCCAGCAUCUGUGGAUCGCCAGAGGUCCAGGUCCAGGUCCCGGUCCCGGUCAAGGUCCAGAUCAGUUGACAGUGGCAAUUAAACUGUAAAUAACUUGCCCUGGGGGCCUUUUUUAAAAAAAAAAAAUUCCCAAACCAUACUUGCUAAAAAUUCUGGUAAGUAUGUGCUUUUCUGUGGGGGUGGGAUUUGGAGGGGGGUUGGGUUGGGUUGGGCUGGGUAUCUUUGUAGAUGUGGACCACCAGGGGUUGUUGAAAACUAAUUGUAUUAAAUGUUUUUGAUAAGCCUUCUGCUCACAUUUUUGUGAAUGUCUGAAGUAUAUAGUUUGUGUAUAUUGACAGAGCUCUUUUAUAACUAAAGCAAAUUUAAUUUUUUUGUACUAGAAAAAUUUGAACGUUUUAGUUCCUGGUUAUUCAAAUAUGUUAAUACAAAAUUAGUUUAAUGCCUCACUUAAACUAAUUAAUAGCUUUGGACACUUAAAAGAGCUCUAAAUUUGCUUGUACGUAAAGGCUUAAUUUGAGUUUUCCUUGUUAGGGUCAAGGGUGUCCAUCCACCCACCCUUUAACAGCUGCCUGGCAAAGACAUUAAAGCAGCUGUUUGUUAUUGAUAAUAAAAGAUUAUAAAACUGA